Messenger RNA from Galleria mellonella (greater wax moth), 495 nucleotides. RefSeq lists its product as uncharacterized. Bases 1 to 495 code for a protein of 164 amino acids. Lineage: Eukaryota; Metazoa; Arthropoda; Insecta; Lepidoptera; Pyralidae. The record is from RefSeq and is a predicted model, not a curated record. The transcript is spliced from 2 exons.
AUGUUCCUUAUUUUUGUGCUUUAUUUUACAUCAUAUGCUUAUGCUAUGCCAAAUCUGGAGAACUCUGAUACAGUGGCUUCCGGUCAAAUUUUGAAAAAGGACUGCAGUAAAGGGAUUUUUAGUCCAACGUGCCUCAAAAUUGGUGCUCUAGCAUUGUUAGAAAAAUUAAAUAAUAAAGAUGAAGUGCCUUUGCUUCCCGGCAUCAGUCUUGUGAAAGAAGGAAGUGAGAGUCAAAAAGCAGUUGAACUCGUAAGGAAUCUGUCUUCUGAUCCCGAGGAGCGGUUGAACAAGUUCUUACUGUACAGAGUCGGAACAUUUCUAGAUACACAUGCGGUGAAACUUAGAUUGUUGGAUGACGCUGCAAUAGAAGAAGCGAGAAGUAUGGUUGGCGAAGGUAGAGCGAAGAAUCCGUUAUCAAUGGGAGGGAAGAAAGGCGGAAUGGGUGGAUUUUUGGCCAUGGCGAUGAUGAUGAAAGUAACAAAUAUAAUAUCAUAA